Molecule: messenger RNA, 2173 nt
Organism: Carica papaya (papaya)
Lineage: Eukaryota; Viridiplantae; Streptophyta; Magnoliopsida; Brassicales; Caricaceae
Gene: CYP86A7
Product: cytochrome P450, family 86, subfamily A, polypeptide 7
Molecular function (GO): oxidoreductase activity, acting on paired donors, with incorporation or reduction of molecular oxygen; iron ion binding; monooxygenase activity
Source: RefSeq, a predicted model, not a curated record
AUGGUCAUUAACGGCUGUGUAUUUAUAGACAAGCUGGUCCAUGUAGAGUUAAGAGCGAUAAAUUUUCAACAAUAAUGUUUGAGCUAUCUACCGUAUUUAUUGCUUCUUUCUUCUCCAUUAAUAUUCUUUCUCUAUAAAAUCACUCCCCUUUUUUUCCCUUCGUUCGUACUCUCCUUGCUGCUUUCCUUACUUCUUCCUCUCCAUUUUCCUUCUCCUUCACACAUCUCAAGGCCUCUUUCUUUUAUAUACACAUACUCUCACAUUGUUAUUUCUCAUCGAAACUAACCACCAUUCGUUUUUCUUCACCUGAACUCAUCUGGGUUUUGCUCAUCGUCUCCAUUUUCAUUUCCUUUCUCAAGUUUUCAAUCGAAGCAAGUGCGAUAUCAGCACUCGUUUUGUAAUUUUCCUUGUGUUUUUGGGCAAGCAUGUGAGUUUCCCUGCAGUGCAUACUAAUUUAUUUCGCUAGGGUUGCAGAAACACAUGGAUCUAUCAACAGCUGUAAUGGUGUUAGCAGCUAUUGCAGCUUACGUAAUAUGGUUCAAGCUGGCCUUUGGAUCCACCAACGGUCCACGUGUCUGGCCUUUAUUGGGUAGUCUUCCCGGUCUUAUUCAAAACGCUAAUCGCCUCCAUGACUGGAUUGCAGAAAAUCUUCGUGCUUGUAACGGCACGUACCAAACAUGUAUCUGCGCAAUUCCAAUCAUAGGCCGACGUGAAGGUCUCGUGACUGUCACGUGCGAUCCCAAGAACAUAGAACAUAUACUUAAGCUCCGGUUCGAUAAUUACCCAAAGGGACCUACUUGGCAUUCUGUCUUUCAUGAUUUGCUUGGUGAUGGAAUCUUCAACUCUGAUGGUGACACGUGGCUUUUCCAACGUAAAACUGCUGCACUAGAAUUCACCACCCGGACUCUACGUCAAGCCAUGGGUCGAUGGGUGAACCGGUCCAUCGAGAACCGGCUUUGUCCUAUUCUUGACGCAGCUCAGCUGGAAGCCAAGCCGAUUGACCUUCAAGACAUCUUGCUUCGACUUACCUUUGAUAACAUUUGCGGCUUAGCUUUCGGGAAAGACCCACAAACAUUAUCACCAGGGCUCCCGGAAAAUGGGUUCGCCACGGCUUUUGAUCGAGCCACUGAAGCUACUCUUCAACGAAUGAUCUUGCCUGAGAUCAUAUGGAAGUUGAAGAAAUGGCUUCGUCUUGGAAUGGAAGUAAGCUUGAGCCAAAGUCUUCAGUUUAUUGAUGAGUAUUUGUCCCAUAUCAUCAAUACGCGUAAGGUAGAGUUAGUGAGUCAGCAACAAGGUGACUCAUUCCAUGAUGACUUAUUAUCUCGCUUUAUGAAGAAAAAGGAGUCAUACACAUAUGAAUUUCUGCAACAUGUGGCACUCAACUUCAUCUUAGCUGGAAGAGAUACAUCAUCAGUCGCAUUGAGCUGGUUCUUUUGGUUGGUCAGUGAGAACCCAGAAGUAGAAGAGAAAAUCCUCAUGGAACUUUGCAGCAUUCUAAUGGAGACACGAGGUAGUGACACCACAAACUGGUUUAAAGAACCUCUAGCUUUCGAAGAAGUUGAUCGAUUGAUAUACUUAAAAGCAGCUUUAUCAGAGACACUAAGACUAUACCCAUCAGUUCCACAAGACUCCAAACAUGUUAUUGCAAAUGAUGUAUUGCCCAGUGGAACCUUUGUGCCAAAAGGAUCAAAUGUAACAUAUUCUAUUUAUGCAGUUGGUCGGAUGAAAUCUAUAUGGGGUGAAGAUUGUCUCCAAUUCAUGCCCGAAAGAUGGUUAUCAUCAGACGGCAAGAAGAUUCAGCUUCAAGAUCAGUUCAGAUUUGUCGCGUUUAAUGCCGGACCGAGAAUUUGUUUAGGUAAGGAUUUAGCUUACCUACAAAUGAAGACGGUUGCAGCUGCAGUCUUGCUUCGCCACCGGCUGAGUUUGGUACCCGGCCAUCGUGUCGAGCAGAAGAUGUCAUUAACGUUGUUCAUGAAAUAUGGUUUGAAGAUGAACGUGCAGAAUAGAGACUUGAAGCCUAUAAUGGAGAAAAUUUGUGAGAUAAGAAAUGAUGAAUGUGGUAAAAUUGAUUUCCUCAAUGGGGUAGAAAUGAGUUAAAGUGUAGGAUGAAGAGAAAAUUAUUACUAUAUGUGAAACUUGUUUCUUAUUUCUUCUGGGUCGACAUUAUGAUGCA